CGCGCCAAAGUCGCUUGUGACGCGUUUCUGAACCAAUUAUUUUUUAAUCUGUCAUUUGAAGCAAAGGAAAUCGAUUUGAAUUCGUGGAGUGACGAUAUAUUUGAAAAGUUUUGUGAUAAAAGUGUUAUAUUUUUUUUUAUUGAACUGUUUAUUGGACUUUGUUGUGAUUAAAUUUUUUUAAAGUGCAGUGCUGUAUUAAAAAUACUGGUUGUUUGUUGACACAUACAUUUUUCUGAUGGAUACACAGCAAUGUAUCAUCGAGUGAGACGAAAAAUGAUACCUCCCAUCUGUGCCAUAUUAAUUUUAAGUCGCAUAUCUACAGCAUUACCAAAAAAUAUACAGAGCACAGAGAGUACUAAUAGUAAAAUUUCAAACGAUGAUAAUAAUAUAGAAAACAAUAUUAUAGACUUCGACGAGCAAUAUUCAGUUAAGUUCAAUACAAAAUAUGUGCCGUUUCAUUCAAAUGAGAAUUUUAAUAAAGAAUCCCAUAGAUACAUACUUAUUAAAGAUGACAAAAGUACAAAAGUUAAAUUAAAGGAUGGGAAACUUAAUGAUACUCGAGUUAAAACAUUAGUUGAUACAACAUCAGAGAUUUUUGACACUACAACAAAUGAUUAUAGUGUUAUUCCAUUAGAAUUAAUUAGUACAACAGAAAAUAAACUAUUGACUAUAGUUGAAAGUACAACAGAACCUGACUAUUCUGUUAUACCUCUGUCAACUACGAUAAAAGAUUUACCUGACAUUGUAAUCAAUCAAACUGUAACACUACCAACGUCUACUGAAAAUUCUGAAAUUGCCACAGAAGAUUUUACUGUUAACAUUGAAACCACUACUGUUAAUAAUAAAAUAAAAAUAUCUAAUGAAACGCUAAUAAAAUCUACUACUGAUUUUACUACUGUUAGUAACAAAGUAAAUGUUUUUAAUAAAACUACUAUAAAACCAGAAUCAUCUACAGCAGUUCCCGUUACAACAGAAAUAAUUGAUACGACUGUAAUACAGAAUGACAUGUCAACUGAAGUUCUUAAUACGAAUUCAACCAGAAAAAUCGAGACUUUAGCAGAGAGGGACAUAAACAGUUCAGAGGAGGAAAUAGAUGUGCCAAUUUUUACAGAACUCGACGCAGAAGACGAUCAAGAGGUACCAGAAGAUUACUAUGAUUCUAAAGAUGUAGUACCCACUACGGCGCCAAAGACUGAUGCUUUGUCAGUGCUAAUGGGACUCGCUGGUAGUGUGGUGGAGAGCGUUGUGGAAAGUGUGGCGGAGAGAGUUGUACCCAAGAGUAUUUACGAUCUAUUUAAAAGGAUGCAGAGGCAGAAUGAAGCGUUGGAGGCGGAGAGGUUGAGGAGUCGCGAAGAGAAUGGGGGAUUGGGUCAAUUUACUCGCGGUAUCCUCAAGACUAUCUCAUCAGGCAUCAGCAAACCACUCAGCCAACUGAUGGCCGGUGUCAGGGACUUCGGGUCCUUGGACAGUGACCGAGGGUUUGUGGGCAGUUUGGCAUCAGGGGUCACUAGUGUUGCCAACGUGGCGACCUCCGUGGUUGACGCCUUCAAGGAUAGAGUACAAGCUAUAUAUCCAGGAACAGUGUGGUGUGGUGACGGCCACUCGGCCACCGCUCGCUCCGGAGAUCUUGGACUAUUCUUCUUCACGGACACGUGCUGCCGGCAGCACGACGCCUGCAAGAUCUAUAUAAAGGCUGGUGAAACCAAAUAUGGGCUCACCAACACUGGACUCUUCACCAGAUCGCACUGUAGCUGUGACGUCAAAUUCCGCGAGUGUCUCCGGCGCACCAACUCCCUGGUCUCCGCCCAAAUAGGUCUCACAUACUUUAACGUGCUAGGCCCGCAGUGUUUCAGGCGCGCCCAUCCCAUAGUCAGGUGCCUCAGGAGGACCAGGAUAACUGGACAGAAGUGUGAGGAAUACGAGCUGGACUUCACCAAACCGAAGAUGUGGCAGUGGUUCGAUAACGAAACAUUCUGAGGGUUCAGUCCGAGGGAUGGUAGGUGACGACGGAGAUAGGCCAGUUGACCCAUCGUGACAGAUUCGGUAGGAAUUAACCACGAUGGUGUCCUGCAAGACAGCAAGGAGUAUUUGAGGGUGUAUUGCUAGCAAUGGCGCUGUUAGCUCCUGUUACUAAUCUCUAUCAACCAGGGGAUGGCGUGGGGGAUCAAUCAUGGAGUACAAACCGUGGUACCUACUAACCUUCUGUAUCAGCAGAUAUACACCAACUAGGCAUGAACAUUACCGGUACAGCUGCGAUAACUAUAUAUUGGGUUUCUCUGAAAAUAGACAGCGGAAAAAAGGUCGUUGCCCAUUUUAAUAUUGCCGGUCAAGUCGAGAAUUCAUUUCGAUAUAUAUCGAAUAAUCGAUAUUUUGCCGUGUGGUCUCGGUAUAGAAUGGGCCACCCCUUCCUUUUCCAUGGAUAUCAUAAGAGAUGACUAAGGGAACUUAAUGGGCAAGGGAUAAGCAGCGUCUCUUUAAUAAUCACCAAAACUGCUGAUAUAUAUAUAUAUAUAUAUAUAUAUAUAUAUAUAUA
Galleria mellonella (greater wax moth) is the source of this 2533-nucleotide messenger RNA. RefSeq lists its product as uncharacterized. The record is from RefSeq and is a predicted model, not a curated record. Gene Ontology annotation, biological process: arachidonate secretion; phospholipid metabolic process. The coding region runs from base 250 to 1977 and encodes 575 amino acids. NCBI's taxonomy places the organism in Eukaryota, Metazoa, Arthropoda, Insecta, Lepidoptera, Pyralidae. The transcript has 6 exons.